UGUUGCACGUACUGUAAUUACGUACUGUAAAUGCUGAAAGCAGUUUUAUACCGUACUUCUAUAGACAAAAACAUAAGUGCGUACUUGUUGCUUUGUGAAUUUAUGACGAUUAUUUGAUAUAAAUCUUAAAGCGCUUUUUCAGUUUUCACUGUCCUAAUGUUACAAAGCAUCGUUGCAAUCAAACAUCCAGAAUUUUCGCUGCAUGCAUAAUUAAUACAAACAAAUUUGCAUAUGAGUUUGCGAGACUAGCUUCUGGUUUGAACUUGCUUUUGACCCUGCCUUGGUCAAGUUAUUUCGUCGCUUAUCAUGAAUUUUGAGGAACUAUAAUACAAUGUUGCACAUCGAAUAUGCAAAGGGGGGAUCUGACUGUCGAAAUAUGGCAAAAAGGGAUAUAUGGAACUUUCGUUUCUGAAGUGUCAUCGGGCUUGGGUGGAUUAACACUAACAUGAACCGUCAAAGCUUUAAACUCGACUACGAUCAGCUCAAGCGCGAGAUAAUUUCGCUGGAUCAAAAGAUUGGCCAAGAAGUUAUUGUGCUGUUGGAACAAAAGCAGUCUUUAGACGCCGCCCACAUCGAUGAGACCCGUAAACAACAUCAUCUGCGAGAAGCCAUCCAGAAAAAAUUAUCGGCAAACUCGGAAGACAAAUGGAGUCAACUGCUGACUUCUCUGGAAGUCUCCGAAGAAUUGUUUAAAUUUACCAAGAGCGAACUAUGCGGUCAUUUUAAGAACCGUGAAAACCUGUCGUAUCGCAUAGAUGAUCAACAAAAAAAGCUAGCCGAACUGGAAAAGGAAACAACGGAGAUACGGAAACAGGGUGCAAAGGACACGCAGUCGCAUGAGGUGUCGAUGGAAGAAUUUUACCGAUGUGGCCAAAAUGUUUUGGAAAAGCUAACACAAACUACCCAGACAGCAGGAGAGAAAAACGCGUCUCUAAGAAACGCUGUUGAGCAGCAGCGAACAGAAGAUCUUGCGCUGUAUGAGAAGCUAAAAAAUGAUUGCUGCGUUGCUCGCAUGGAACGACCCCAGCUUCUCGAGCGAAGAACCGCCGUUCUUUUGGAGUCCUCCCGGAUAGAAACGGAGGUUCGGGAUCAAGCCAAAGCGCUAGAGCAGCGCCUCGAUGGCAUUGUAGAGGCAUGUUGUUACAAUCGACAGUGCCAUCAAAAGGAAAUGUCGCAGUCCGAAAUGGCUGCCCGAAAUCAGUUCGACACGCAAAUGUCUUCAGUGCAGGCAGAUUUAAAAAGGUCACUGGAUGAAUGCCGUGAAGCAGAGAACCAGUUCAGAUGUUUGCGAGAACACUAUAAAUCUCUGCAGAAAACUGAGGCCUGUAUAAUGAAUAAUAUUCAUACCAUCGAAGAGCAAAUUCAGGAAGCACAAGGCGCCAGGGAAAAGAACAAAGCGCAACUAGCACAAAAGUUUGCCAAGGAAAUGAAUUACUGCAAAUGCGUGCUGCAGAAUGCCGAAUCAGAUGUCCAUAAUUUGCAAGUGGAAAACACAUCUCUCUGCGAUCGCUUCAGUUUAUUGAAACAAGAGCUAAAGACCAUGGAGGCCAGGUUACCCAAAGUAUAUAAAGACGGCGACGACGCCAAAAAUUUAAUUAAAGAGAUGGAAGACCAAGUUCAACUGGAAAAGACUAAACGACAGAAUGAUAGGUUUCGAAGCCAUGAGGUAUCCAAGUGGAAAUCGAAAUUUCUGCAACCAGGCGGCACCACCCCGCAUAUCCAUUUCGACCGUCUAAGAAAGCAAAUGGGUGAAAUGAGCCGAAAGCUCAACGAUUUGCAGCAGUAUAACUGUGAUUAAAAUGAGCCCUUGGCGCGGCCUUUUGGAGCAGUACGAGUACUUGCAAACGCUUGACCGUUGAAUACGCUGUCGCAACUGAGCACCGUGCAUUACUAGCGCUGUAAAGAGUAUUGGUACUCUAUGGUUUUAAUUGUUUUUGUUUGAGAUAUUCCUCCUGCAUAUAUUGGGACUCAAUUCGGGAGAUCGUAAUCUGCAGCUACCGCUGUUAAAUACUGGUAGCAUUUUACGGAAAUUAUAGAACAAUGCAAGCUUAUUAAAGUUUAACAGGGUAACUAACCACAAAGGUUGGAAUUAAAACGGCAACCAUUUC
Paramacrobiotus metropolitanus is the source of this 2108-nucleotide messenger RNA. Its product is annotated as coiled-coil domain-containing protein 18-like. The transcript has 9 exons. The record is from RefSeq and is a predicted model, not a curated record. The coding region runs from base 446 to 1798 and encodes 450 amino acids. Lineage: Eukaryota; Metazoa; Tardigrada; Eutardigrada; Parachela; Macrobiotidae.